Molecule: messenger RNA, 1503 nt
Organism: Hordeum vulgare subsp. vulgare (domesticated barley)
Lineage: Eukaryota; Viridiplantae; Streptophyta; Magnoliopsida; Poales; Poaceae
Product: protein INAPERTURATE POLLEN 1 homolog
Exons: 4
Coding region: 196-960 (254 amino acids)
Biological process (GO): DNA-templated transcription
Molecular function (GO): sequence-specific DNA binding
Source: RefSeq, a predicted model, not a curated record
GUCACUGGACCGGGCCAAAACUUCCUUCCAGGACGGAGAACCCUUUGCAGUGGCAGCCCACCUCCGUCCUUUCCUCCUCCCUCCCUCCCAGCGGCGGCGACGGACGACGGCUAAACCCCACCGGACACAACCGACCAAUCGCCCGGCCCCGCCGCCUACCGUGGAGCCAGCGCAGCCGCCUCCGCAUUCAGAAGCAUGCCGAGGCCUCCUCCGCCAGGCCGAGGGGCUCCUGGCGCCAGGCGGCCGAUGCGGGACUUCUUCGCGGCCUGGCUCGCCACCCUCCGCUCGCCGCUCCUCCCGUUGCUCCGCCGCGCGCUCUCCUCCUCCCCCGGCUCCUGGAACGACCCAAUAUCCUCGGCCGCCGCUGCCGUCGAGGCCCACUUCGAGGCGCACUGGUCCGCCCUCGACUCGGCCGCCCGCCAGGACCCCGCCCAGGUCAUCUGCGCCGGGGAUUGGCGGUCGCCCCUGGAGCUCCCCUUCCUCUGGCUCGGCGACUUCCACCCCUCCCUCCUCACCUCCCUUCUCCGAUCGCUAUCGCCAUCGCCGCGGCUCCUCGCCUCCGCCGACCGCGUCGACCGCCGAAUCCGCGCCGCCGUCCCCGUCGUCACCGACCGCCUCCGCCACGCCCAGGAGGUCUUCACCUCCGCCGAGGUGGCUGGUGGGGCCGACCUGGAGGCGUUCUUGGAGGAGCUCAAGGACGUCGCCCUCGAGGCUAAUCGGCUCCGUCGAGGCGUUCUUUCGGAGCUCGUUGCUGCCGCCGGUGGGCACCAGGCGGCUCUCUUCCUCGAAGCUCUGUCGCGCUUCGUGCUCUCCAUGCACGACCCGGAGGUGCUCCGCCGCUUCGACCAUUGUCGCCCCUCGCCUGAUGUGCGAGGAAAACGCUGUGCAAAGUCUGGAAUGGUGGAAUGGCUUGUGACUGAAGCUGUUUACGGCAUCUUUGGGAGACACGAGACGCGGUAGCAACGGCCGAGGGAGGAGCGAGGAGACCAAACCGAGAUUUCCUUAUUAGCGGCUAGCGGCGCAUCAGGUGUGGUGGAUGGAGGUGGCUGGCGUCCAGUCCAGUCGACUCGAAAAUCGUUACUGACUUCCAGGGGCCAGCUGCAUGCAUGGAUCCGACUGGACUGGAUCGGGGGAUUUCCAAAAACGCAUCACGUCGCCAGCACUGACGUCUCAGUGUUAACACCUGUUCAAAAUCGACACAAUACCAUACCGUUUUGGUUCAGUUGGGGGCAUUGAAAGGGAAAAGGCGACUCGUGGUAGCUGCACGUUUUGUUUAUAGACUAUAGUGUUGACACCGUCUAAGCAAAAGGUUAGUGUUAACAUCGGCAUGAAGUAGUCUAGCCACCGGCCGUUGAGCGUUGCUGUAUUCUAUUUUGCACGUAGUUAUGGAGCAGAAGUUUCUUGAGAAAGAAAUGUGUGAGGUCCGUUUCAGUCAGACUGUCAGAGUAUCAAUCAAUCAACCAAAUCUUUUGCUUGCUCUGAGAAACAAUAUUCAUAUGAUCA